This is a messenger RNA of Momordica charantia (bitter melon), 3454 nucleotides long. Its product is annotated as ATPase 8, plasma membrane-type. Gene Ontology annotation, molecular function: ATP hydrolysis activity; ATP binding; P-type proton-exporting transporter activity. Gene Ontology annotation, biological process: proton export across plasma membrane. The record is from RefSeq and is a predicted model, not a curated record. Gene Ontology annotation, cellular component: membrane. NCBI's taxonomy places the organism in Eukaryota, Viridiplantae, Streptophyta, Magnoliopsida, Cucurbitales, Cucurbitaceae.
GAAACCAUUAGACUUGGACUGAAGCUCCGAGUUUUGAUGGCUUUCAUGGGUUCAUUUCCCCAUUUUUCUCCAUCUUCACAGACCUCCCUCCACUAUAAAAACCACAAUUUCAAACAACCCCUUUGCAACAUUUCUCAUUCUGAGCAUCUGUCCCCUCUGUUCGUUUUACUUCUCUUUCCUCUUUCUCUGAGAGAGAGAGAGAGAGAGAGAGAGAGAGAGAGAGAGAGAGAGAAAUCUUUUACCUUCUUCACUUCUCCUAUUUCUUGGGUUUUGCCUGAUUAAAACAUGGCCGACAUUUCCUUGGAAGAUGUUAGAAAUGAGAAUGUUGAUCUGGAGAGGAUUCCGAUUGAGGAGGUUUUUGAGCAGCUGAAAUGUACCAAAAAUGGUUUGUCAUCUGAGGAAGGGGAAAAGAGGCUCCAAAUCUUUGGCCCUAACAAACUUGAGGAGAAAAAAGAGAGCAAAUUCCUCAAGUUCUUGGGCUUCAUGUGGAAUCCCCUAUCAUGGGUCAUGGAGUCUGCUGCUAUCAUGGCUAUUGUCUUGGCCAAUGGAGGGGGAAAGCCUCCUGACUGGCAAGAUUUCGUCGGAAUAGUGGUGUUGCUCAUUAUCAACUCCACCAUUAGCUUCAUUGAAGAGAACAAUGCAGGUAAUGCAGCUGCUGCUCUAAUGGCAGGUCUUGCUCCCAAAACCAAGGUUUUGAGAGAUGGAAAAUGGAGUGAGGAAGAGGCAGCUAUUUUAGUACCAGGAGACUUGAUCAGCAUCAAGUUGGGGGAUAUUGUCCCUGCUGAUGCCAGACUCCUGGAAGGAGAUCCUCUUAAGAUUGACCAAUCUGCUCUCACCGGCGAAUCCUUGCCCGUUACCAAGCACCCGGGCGACGAGGUAUUCUCCGGCUCAACUUGUAAACAAGGAGAAAUUGAGGCUGUUGUCAUUGCCACCGGUGUCCACACCUUCUUCGGCAAGGCCGCUCAUCUUGUUGAUAGUACCAACCAAGUUGGCCAUUUCCAAAAGGUGCUGACAGCCAUUGGUAACUUCUGCAUCUGCUCCAUUGCCAUAGGAAUGCUUAUUGAGAUCAUAGUGAUGUACCCAAUCCAGAACAGGGCAUAUAGAGAGGGCAUUGACAACCUGCUGGUUCUUCUCAUUGGUGGCAUUCCCAUUGCCAUGCCCACGGUGUUGUCAGUCACCAUGGCGAUCGGUUCUCACCGCCUAGCGGAACAAGGUGCUAUAACAAAAAGAAUGACUGCCAUUGAAGAGAUGGCAGGAAUGGAUGUACUAUGCAGUGACAAAACUGGGACUCUCACCCUCAACAAGCUUACAGUGGACAAAAGUCUGAUUGAAGUAUUUUCAAAGGGUGCUGAUCCAGACACCUUGCUCCUGCUGGCUGCAAGAGCUUCCAGAGUUGAGAACCAGGAUGCUAUUGAUGCAUCGAUUGUCGGGAUGUUGGGUGAUUCUAAGGAGGCCAGAGCAGGGAUCACUGAGGUGCAUUUCCUGCCUUUCAAUCCUGUUGAGAAACGCACUGCCAUCACCUACAUUGACAGUAAUGGAAACUGGCAUAGAAGUAGCAAGGGUGCUCCUGAGCAGAUCAUUGACCUUUGUAACCUCAAAGGGGAGAUAAGGAAGAAGGCUCAUGAUAUAAUCGCCAAUUAUGCAGAUCGUGGUCUCCGUUCUCUAGCUGUUUCUCGCCAGACUGUUCUAGAGAAAACCAAAGAGAGUGCUGGAGAGCCAUGGGACUUUGUGGGCUUGUUGCCUCUCUUUGAUCCUCCAAGGCAUGAUAGUGCAGAGACUAUUCGUCGAGCUCUCGAACUUGGGGUGAAUGUUAAGAUGAUCACUGGUGAUCAAUUGGCCAUUGGGAAAGAGACCGGUCGCAGGCUCGGGAUGGGCACCAAUAUGUAUCCAUCAUCUUCCUUACUUGGUCAGAGCAAGGAUGAAUCCAUUGCCAGCCUUCCUGUAGAUGAACUUAUUGAGAAGGCUGACGGAUUUGCUGGUGUCUUCCCAGAACACAAAUAUGAAAUUGUUAAAAAGCUUCAAGAGAGGAAGCACAUUUGCGGGAUGACUGGUGAUGGUGUAAACGAUGCCCCUGCACUCAAGAAGGCCGACAUUGGAAUUGCUGUGGCUGAUGCAACUGAUGCAGCAAGGGGUGCAUCCGACAUUGUUUUAACAGAACCGGGUCUCAGUGUGAUCGUGAGUGCGGUCUUAACAAGCAGGGCCAUCUUUCAACGGAUGAAGAACUACACAAUCUAUGCAGUUUCCAUCACAAUCCGUAUCGUGUUGGGAUUCAUGCUUGUAGCUCUAAUCUGGAAGUUCGACUUCUCACCUUUCAUGGUCUUGAUUAUUGCCAUUUUGAAUGAUGGAACCAUCAUGACCAUCUCAAAGGAUAGAGUGAAGCCAUCUCCCAUGCCUGAUUCUUGGAAGCUAAACGAAAUUUUUGCCACUGGUGUUGUCCUCGGAACGUACAUGGCGAUCAUGACCGUGGUCUUCUUCUGGCUCGCACAUGAGACUGAUUUCUUCCCAGAAACAUUUGGGGUAAAGCCAAUCAGUGAUAAUUUGACUGAGCUUAACUCUGCUCUUUACCUCCAAGUGAGCAUCAUCAGUCAAGCCCUCAUCUUCGUGACAAGGUCAAGGAGCUGGUCCUUUGUCGAACGCCCCGGUCUUUUGCUAGUCGGAGCAUUCCUAAUAGCUCAGCUGUUGGCAACUGUAAUUGCCGUGUAUGCUGAAUGGGACUUUGCUAGAAUUCACGGCAUCGGUUGGGGAUGGGCAGGAGUGAUCUGGAUUUAUAGCAUCAUCACUUACUUCCCCCUUGAUGUCCUCAAGUUCAUCAUCCGCUACGGAUUGAGCGGGAAGGCAUGGGAUAAUAUGCUUCAAAACAAGACUGCAUUUACAACUAAGAAGGAUUAUGGAAAGGGAGAGAGGGAGGCACAGUGGGCAUUGGCCCAACGUUCGCUUCAUGGCUUACAGCAACCGGAAGCCCUAUUUAGCGACAGUAGUAGCUACCGAGAGCUGUCCGAGAUCGCAGAACAGGCAAAGAGAAGAGCUGAAGUUGCCAGGCUGAAAGAGCUGUUCACUCUGAAGGGUCAUGUUGAAUCAGUGAUGAAGCUGAAAGGCCUGGAUACUGAAACCAUACAGCAACACUAUACACUUUAAAUAGACUUUCUCAAUAGGAGCUGGAGAUAAAGAUGGAGACAAAUUUGGAGGAGAUAUAUAUAUAUAUAUAUAUAUAUAUAUAUAUAUCUCUCUCUCUCUUUCUCUCUCUCUAUUUUUAACGAUCAUAAAGAUGGAUGCAGAAGAAUGAGAUUUGUUGUAUCUUUUUUUUUUCUUAUUCUUUUUUAAAGAAAUUACACACGAUACCUACAAAAAAGAUAGAAAAAAGAAGAGAAUUUAUGUACCAUGGGUAUUGAUUCUUUUUAGAUGUUAGGGAAUUCAGACAUUCUUUUAUAAUAAUAAAUACCAUUUAUUAACUAUA